Molecule: messenger RNA, 5721 nt
Organism: Oncorhynchus masou masou (cherry salmon)
Lineage: Eukaryota; Metazoa; Chordata; Actinopteri; Salmoniformes; Salmonidae
Product: mucin-2-like
Exons: 16
Coding region: 213-4943 (1576 amino acids)
Biological process (GO): negative regulation of protein sumoylation
Molecular function (GO): calcium ion binding
Source: RefSeq, a predicted model, not a curated record
CAUUUUAUUCAUCCUGUAACAUAGCUGACUUAUUUGUGUGUGUCUUUACUGAUCCUGUACAGUACUUUCCCCUUAAUUUCAAUAGUAAAUCAUUAACUGGUACCUGAAAGUUACUACAGUCUCUGUGACAGGUGGAGAGCCUGCAGCAUAAGACCAACAGACGUCCUAAUAAUGUGCAGUCUGCUGACACUGGAUGCCUGGAAACACUAGAGAUGAAGGAGCUAUGGGUUAUGGUUGUCUUUGCAGUCUCUUUAUCACAGGGGGAUCUCACCAUAUCAUCUGCCAUUCCAACCACCAUUGACAUAACUACCCCAACUACUGAUGUCCUUUUAAACCCUGACCCUCCAGCUUGUCCCCCACGAACUACUUACACUCCAACUACUGCUGCCCCUUUAACACCUGACCCUCCAACUACUGACUCUCCAGCUACCGACACUCCAGCAGCCGACAAUCCAGCAACCGACAGUCCAGCAACCGGCACUCCAAUUACAUACCCUCCAACGACCGAGAAUCCAACGACUGACACUCCAGCAACCGACACUCCACCAACCGACCCUAAAACUACUGAUCCUCCAACUACCGACUUUUCAACUACCGAAUGUCCAACUACCGAAUGUCCAACUACUGAUAUUCCAACUACCGACUUUCCAACUACCGACACUCCAACUAUCGAUACUCCAACUACCGACUCUCCAACAACCGACAUGCCAACUACCGACACUCAAGCUACAGUCACUAAAACUACCGACUGUCCAACUACUAACUGUCCAACAACCUACACAUCAACAUCUGACACGACAGCUACUGAAACACCAGCAACCGACACUAAAACUACUGAUCCUCCAACUACCAACCCUCCAACUACUGACCUUCUCGCUACCGACCCUCCAGCUUCCGAAAUAUCAUUAAACUACACUCCAAAUACCAACUCACCAACUACCCACUAUCCAACUACCGACUUUCCAACAACGGACACUCCAGAAACUGACACUCCAGCAACCGACCUACAAGCAAACGACCUUCCAGCAACAGACUUUCCAACUUCCGAUACUACAGCUACCAACACUCCAGCAGCCGACACUCCAGCUACCAACACUCCAGCAGCUGACACUCCAGCAACCGACACUCCAGCAACCGACACUCCAGCAGCCGACACUCCAGCAACCGACACUCCAGCAACCGACACUCCAGCUACCAACACUCCAGCUACCGACACUCCAGCAGCUGACACUCCAGCAACCGACACUCCAGCUACCAACACUCCAGCAGCCGACACUCCAGCAACCGACACUCCAGCAACCGACACUCCAACUACCGAAACGCCAACUAUCGACACUCCAACUACUGAAUGUCCACCUACUGACACUCCAAUUACCGACUCUCCAACUACCGACACUCCAGCUACAGUCACUAAAACUACCAACUGUCCAACUACCGAUAGUCCAACUACCAACUUUCCAACAACUGACACUCCAGCAACCGACACACAAGCAACCGACACUCCAACUACCGAAACGCCAACUGCCAACACUCCAACUACCGAAUGUCCAACUACUGACACUCCAAUUACCGACUUUCCAACUACCAACACUCCAACUAUCGAUACUCCAACUACCGACCCUCCAACUACCGACUCUCCAACAACCGACACUCCAACAACCGGCACGCUAUCAACCAGCACGCCAACAAACGACACGUCAACAUCUGACACUACAGCUACCAACACUCCAGCAACCAACACUCCAGCAACCAACAUUCCAGCAACCAACACUCCAGCAACAGACACUCCAGCAACAGACACUCCAGCAACAGACACUCCAGCAUCAGACACUCCAGCAACCAACACUCCAGCAACAGACACUCCAGCAACAGACACUCCAGCAACAGACACUCCAGCAACCAACACUCCAGCAACCAACACUCCAGCAACAGACACUCCAGCAACCAACACUCCAGCAACAGACACUCCAGCAACAGACACUCCAACUACUGACACUCCAACUACAGUCACUAAAACUAUCAACUCUCCAACUACCGACUUUCCAACUACCAACACUCCAACUAUUGAUACUCCAACUACCGUCCCUCCAACUACCGACUCUCCAACAACCAACACUCCAACAACCGGCACGCUAUCAACCAGCACGCCAACAAGCGACACGUCAACAUCUGACACUACAGCUACCAACACUCCAGCAACCAACACUCCAGCAACCGACACUCCAGCAACCGACACUCCAGCAACAGACACUCCAGCAACAGACACUCCAGCAACAGACACUCCAGCAACAGACACUCCAGCAACAGACACUGCAAGAACCAACACUCCAGCAACAGACACUCCAACUACUGACACUCCAACUACAGUCACUAAAACUAUCAACUCUCCAACUACCGACUGUCCAACUACCGACUGUCCAACUACUGACUGUCCAACUACCGACCCUCCAACUACCGACUGUCCAACUACCUACACUCCAACUACCAGCACUCCAAAUACCGACACUCCAACUACCGACACUCCAAUUACCGACACUCCAACAACAGGCACGCUAUCAACCGGUACGCCAACAACCGACACGUCAACAUCUGACACUACAGCUACCAACACUCCAGCAACCAACACUCCAGCAACCAACACUCCAGCAACGGACAUUCCAACUACCGACGCUCCAACUACUGACACUCCAACUACUGGCUGUCCAACUACUGACUGUCCAACUGUCGACUUCACAACUACCGACACUCCAAAUACCGGCACGAUAUCAACCGGCACACCGACAUCUGACACGCCAACAACCGACAUGCCAACAACCGAGACGCCAACAACUGACAUUCCAACUACCAACAUUUCAACUACUGAACAUACUUCACUUCCGUACACAAUAGUGUGUGGACCAAUUACCACCACCCCCACCACCACCACCCCCACCACAACCUCUACCACCACCCCCACCAUCACCUCUCCCACCAGACCCUCUCCCACCACCAUCUCUCCCACCACCCCCACCACCAGCUCUCCCAUCACCACCUCUACCACACACUCUCCCACCACCUCUACCACCACCCCCACCAUUCCCUUUCCCACCACCACCUCUCCCACCACCACCUCUCCCACAAUUCCCACCACCAACUCUCCCACCACCUCUACCACCACCCCCAACAUCAUCUCUCCCACCACCACCUCUACCACCACCCCCAACAUCAUCUCUCCCACCACCACCUCUCCCACAAUCCCAACCACCACCUCUCCCACCACAACAUUUCCCACAAUCCCCACCACCACCUCUCCUACAGUCCCCAGCACCACCAUCUCCUCUCCCACCACCAUCUCUCCCACCACCUCUCCCACCACCACCUCGACCACCACUCCUCCUCUGGUCUGUAUCAACGGUGGUAAACUACAGAGUCAAGUUUGUAUCUGUCCUGAUGAGUGGACUGGAGAGACCUGUUCAGAUGGGAAUUUCUGCAAUUCCACCAGCAAGGAUGGAUUCUCCUUCCCAAGAACAACGGUUGGCUGGUCUGCUUAUUCAGAAGUGUUGCGUGAUAAGAAGACAACCAAAGCCUCAGCAAGAUGUUUGAAUGACACCGGCUCUCCAAUGUUUGGUCCUCUUCACAUUCUGCAGUAUGAAUUAACCCUCAAUGACAUUCAAGGAAAUAUCUCCAGCAGUUCAGGUGAUUUACUACAGUUAGCCUUCAGUACUCAGAUCCUGACCUACCAAAAACAUCAGCUGUCAGCUGACAACAUCACCACAGCAGCUCAGAUAGCUAACACGCUGCUUAAGUCUGCAAAAAUCACAGAGGACAUCGCAGUGGCAGCUAUAACUACCAUCAGUCAGCUGCUGAAUGCCAAUAAGGAGAGUACACAGGAGAGAGAUGCUGUCCAGAGCCUCACAGAGACCCUGGAGAACUUUUCCCUGGACCAGCACAAUAAUGUGUCCUUGGUGGUUCAGCCCAACCUGGCAGUCCAGUCUGUCCAAGUACCAAGUGACACAGUAGGGAUCCAGUUUACUGCUCUAACUGGAAGUUCUGGCAAUUUUGUGGCCAACAGAAUUCAUCUCAACAUCAAUACCUCUGAACUGAUAGCUGACAAAGGAGGUUCUACCGAUGUCCAGAUUGUUAUCAAAUUCCCACCAGUUUUACGUAGUAAAAACACAAACCACUCCAUUGGUUUUGUGCUCUACCAAAAUGACCGGUUCUUCAGGUCCAGGGCUUUCAGAGCUUCUUCAGGGACCAGCAGAAGGGUCAUCUCUGCUAACCUGGGACAAGUGUCUGGGUUACAUGUUGAGAUGCUCUUCAAGCCCACAACUGUUCCCAACACCUCCCUCCAUGACUUUGCCUGUGUGUGGUGGAACUACACGUUGAAAGACUGGAGCACCUUUGGCUGCUCCAAAGUCAACCACUCAGAAGACGGCCUGCGAUGUUUCUGUAAUCACACCACUAACUUUGCUGUGCUGAUGUCGUACAGGAAGGAUUUUAAAUACGCUGAAGCGCUAAACUGGAUCACCAUAUUGGGAUGCUCCAUGUCCAUCAUAGGGUUGAGUUUAACAAUGACAUUUCAGAUCGCAACCAGGAAAUCACGCAAAACCAACCCAACAGUCCUCUUAGUGAGUGUCUGCAUGUGUCUUCUGAUCUUCACCCUGCUCUUCAUGUUGGGAGUGGACAACCCUCAUAAACAGCUGGACAAACCUGAAAUACAGGAGGACAACAUUCUCCCCGUCCGACACACACACAGAGUGGGACAGGGGGCCUUGUACUGCAGUGGCGGUCCUGCUGCAGUACUUCCUGUUGGGGACGUUCACCUGGAACACGCUGUUCGCCACACAUGUCUUCCUGAUGAUCAGAAACAGCCUGGCCACCAGCCCGUCACACUUCACAGCCUAUACCGUGGCCAUCGGAUGGGGACUGCCUGCGGUUGUGGUGGCCCUCACCUUAGGAAUUAGUUACAGAGUGGAUGAUCCACUGGGUUACAGGCAGGAGGAAUUUUGCUGGCUUGCUGCCCUCGAUCCAAGGGGAACUUUGAUUUCAAGCUGCCAAUGUUUUGGGGGUUCCUGAUACCUGUGGCAUUCAUGCUUAUCUUCAACACAGUGGUGUUGAUAUGUUUUGCAGUUACAACAGGCAAGACCAACCCACAUUUAACCAGUACAAGACACACAUCGAUGAAGAAGAAGUUCCUCAGUAGCUUCUCUCUGGCUGUGGUGCUCGGUCUCUCCUGGAUCCUGGGCUAUCUGUUGCUCAUUACACAGAACCAGACCAUGUACACCAUACUCAACAUCUCCUUCUGUGUUCUCACCACCACUCAGGGUUUGCAGAUUUUCAUUUUGUUCACAGCGAGAACAGCAAUAUUCAAGAAAAAGUUGUCAAGUGCUUUGAAAUCUGUCUCUAGUGUUAGGAUCCUCUUCACACUAGGAAGUUCAGUCUAUGGCGAGGCGAGCACAGUGAUAAAGUAGAAUCAUACACACAUCUGGACACUGAUCUGUCAUCUCCACCUUGGUCCUCACAGACAUCUAGCUGAUGGGCUGUAAGUUCAACCUCUGUUGUAAAAUAUCUCAUAUACCUCCACUAUUUCCCUAUAAUAUACAGUAUCAUACACACAACAUUUUGUAUCAACGUAUAUUCACUGCAAAUUCCCUCAGAAGUUGUGUCCAAUGAUUUUUAUAUAUCCUGAACAUUUGUUCUUUAUAAAAUGUUACUGUUUUAAAUAAAUCUUUAAUCAUUCUC